Peromyscus eremicus (cactus mouse) is the source of this 2893-nucleotide messenger RNA. It is a transcript of the gene Mtcl3, whose product is annotated as SOGA family member 3. Gene Ontology annotation, biological process: regulation of autophagy. The record is from RefSeq and is a predicted model, not a curated record. Bases 1 to 2883 code for a protein of 960 amino acids. NCBI's taxonomy places the organism in Eukaryota, Metazoa, Chordata, Mammalia, Rodentia, Cricetidae. The transcript has 6 exons.
AUGAGUCAGCCACCGUCCGGGGGCGCUGCCCCAGCCGCAACCUCAGCUUCUGCUGCCGCCGCAGCCACGGAGGGUCGCCUGCACCCGGAGGGCAGCAGCAGAAAGCAACAGCGAGCUCAGUCACCUGCUAGGCCUAGGGACAAUUCUUUCCGACAGACCGCCGCGGCCACGCGGUCCCCGCUUGGGGUCGGCACUAAACUCAAUUCCGUUCGGCAGCAGCAGCAGCUGCAGCAGCAGCAGCAGCAGCAGCAGCAGCAACAGCAGGGUACCAAGAUAACCGGUCGCGGUGCCUCUGGGGCCGGCUCUAGAGGAUGCGGAGGCGGGGCGGAGAAGGCGACGCCCGCGGUACCCAAAGGGGCUGCUCCCGGAGCUGUCCAGCCCGCGCCUGGUGCUGAAGGGCCCCCCGCGGCUAUCCUGGCCGCUGUGAGCGGCAGGAGGCCCGGACCACCCGAGGACCCACCCCGGGAGAUAGAGUCGGUGCCCUCGAAAGUCGGGGAACCCCCUCCGCUCGGGGGAGGAGGGGGAGGGGGCGGGGAAGGAGGAGGAGCCGGCGGCGGCCCGGGGGACCGGGAGGGGGGCGCUCCGCAGCCGCCACCGCCCAGGGUUUGGCGAGGGAAAGGCGUCCGCGCCUCGCAGAGGGGUAGCAGCGGCGGGGAGGGGGUCUCCCCUGCGCCAUCCACCGCUGCUACAAGCAGAACCCCCGGCCCGGGCGGCAGAAACUCUGGAAGCGGCGUCGCAGGGGGCGGCAGCGGAGGUGGAGGGAGCUACUGGAAGGAGGGAUGUCUGCAGUCUGAGCUCAUCCAGUUCCAUCUCAAGAAGGAGCGGGCGGCGGCGGCGGCGGCCGCGGCUCAGAUGCACACGAAAAACGGCGGUGGCGGUGGCAGCCGCAGCUCCCCGGUCGCCGGCGCCCCUGCCAUCUGUGAGCCCCUUGUGGUCCCCUCCUCCUCCUCCUCCUCUUCCUCCUCCCCAAUGGCCGCCGCCGCCGAGGGCCCCCAGCAGAGCGCAGAGAGCGGCGGCGGCGGCGGGGCCAUGCAGGCGGCGGCUCCCCCAUCGUCGCCGGCCCACCCGCCGCAGCUCCAGGAGCAGGAGGAGAUGCAGGAGGAGAUGGAGAAGCUGCGGGAAGAGAACGAGACUCUCAAGAACGAGAUCGAUGAGCUGAGGACCGAGAUGGACGAGAUGAGAGAUACUUUCUUCGAGGAGGACGCCUGUCAGCUGCAGGAAAUGCGCCAUGAGUUGGAGAGAGCCAACAAAAACUGCCGGAUCCUGCAGUACCGCCUCCGCAAAGCCGAGCGCAAAAGGCUCCGUUACGCGCAGACGGGGGAAAUUGAUGGCGAGCUGUUGCGCAGCCUGGAGCAGGACCUCAAGGUUGCAAAGGACGUAUCUGUGAGACUCCACCACGAACUGGAAAAUGUGGAAGAAAAAAGGACAACAACAGAGGAUGAAAAUGAGAAGCUGAGGCAGCAGCUUAUAGAAGUUGAAAUUGCAAAGCAAGCCUUACAGAAUGAACUGGAAAAAAUGAAGGAGCUAUCCUUAAAAAGAAGAGGAAGUAAAGAUUUGCCAAAAUCCGAAAAAAAGGCUCAACAGACGCCCACAGAGGAGGACAAUGAGGAUUUGAAGUGCCAGCUGCAGUUCGUUAAGGAAGAAGCUGCCCUGAUGAGAAAGAAAAUGGCCAAGAUUGAUAAAGAAAAGGACAGAUUUGAGCAUGAACUCCAGAAGUACAGAUCCUUCUAUGGGGAUCUGGACAGCCCUCUACCCAAAGGAGAAGCUGGGGGACCUCCCAGCACCAGGGAGGCGGAGCUCAAGCUGCGGCUGCGGCUGGUGGAGGAAGAGGCCAACAUCCUGGGCAGGAAAAUAGUGGAACUCGAGGUAGAGAACCGAGGCCUGAAGGCGGAACUGGACGACCUGCGGGGCGAUGACUUCAACGGUUCGGCCAACCCCCUCAUGAGGGAGCAGAGCGAGUCCUUGUCUGAGCUGAGGCAGCACCUGCAGCUGGUGGAGGACGAGACCGAACUGCUGCGGAGGAACGUGGCCGACCUGGAGGAGCAGAACAAACGCAUCACCGCGGAGCUCAACAAAUACAAGUACAAGUCCAGCGGCCACGACAGCUCCAGGCACCACGACAGCGCCAAGACCGAGGCCCUGCAGGAGGAGCUGAAGGCGGCGCGCCUGCAGAUCAACGAGCUGAGCGGCAAGGUCAUGCAGCUGCAGUACGAGAACCGCGUGCUCAUGUCCAACAUGCAGCGCUACGACCUGGCCUCACACCUGGGGAUCCGCGGCAGCCCCCGCGACAGCGACGCCGAGAGCGACGCGGGCAAGAAGGAGAGCGACGACGACUCCCGGCCUCCCCAUCGCAAGCGCGAAGGGCCGAUUGGCGGCGAGAGCGACUCGGAGGAGGUGCGGAACAUCCGCUCCCUCACGCCCACCCGCUCCUUCUACCCGGCACCGGGACCCUGGCCCAAGAGCUUCUCCGAUCGACAGCAGAUGAAGGACAUCCGCUCCGAGGCCGAGCGCCUGGGAAAGACCAUCGAUCGGCUCAUCGCGGACACGAGCACCAUCAUCACCGAGGCGCGCAUCUACGUGGCCAACGGGGACCUGUUCGGACUGAUGGACGAGGAGGACGACGGCAGCCGCAUCCGGGAGCACGAGCUGCUCUACCGCAUCAACGCGCAGAUGAAGGCCUUCCGCAAGGAGCUGCAGACCUUCAUCGACCGCCUGGAGGUGCCCAAGUCUGCGGAUGACCGCGGCGCCGAGGAGCCCAUAUCCGUGAGUCAGAUGUUCCAGCCCAUCAUUUUACUUAUUCUCAUCCUUGUAUUAUUUUCGUCACUUUCUUACACAACAAUAUUUAAACUUGUCUUCCUUUUCACACUGUUUUUUGUACUGUAAGCCCCUUCAU